UCUCUGUUCUGGAUACAUAUGGGAAUCAACUUCAGAGCCUUUAAAAAUACUGAUGUCUGGGCCACACCUCCAAAGGUUCUAUUUCCUUUAUUAGAGUGGGGCCUGGCCAUCAGUAUUUUUUUAUGGCUGUCCAGGUGAUUCUACUAUGCAACAAGGAUUGAGAACAGCUGACCUAAAGCGUUUUGCUGCUCUAAAAUAACGAAGUUUGAAUUUACACAAAGUAAUUUAAGAAAACAGAUUUUGAAAGCUUCCUUGAAUGCCUCCUACUAAGCUAAAUCUGAAUUGGAAAAUGAUGAGAAUACUGAAAUUGUAAAAUAAAUAUUAAACUCCCCUUAUUUUGUACCUUUGAGCAAAUAUGAUUUUAAUUAAGGAAAGUAGAAAAAGCCAAACCAAGAUUCCAUACAUAACUCAUAAAUUGCCCUGCUUGACUUUUAUAAUUUAUGCCACCUGUACAGUGUCUGUGUUUGUUUUUGUAUUUUACCUUCCACCUCUUUCUAGGAGCCAAGGAAGCUAUUUCAUGCCAUUCUUCCCUGGGCCAGUUGCAUUUAGAUUGAAACCUGAACAAGGAAAUUUCCUAUUCAAACAAGCAGAUUUGCAAGAAUGGAUCCCUCUGGGGGGAUGGGGAAAGCUUUUACAGGUAUUUAAGAGAUUAUGGCAUCUGAAACCCACAAUGUUAAAAAACGGAACUUUUGUGAUAAUAUUGAGGAUCAUUCUACUGAUCUUCCUAGAAAAAGGAUCUCUAAUUUCACUAAUAAGAACAUGAAGGAGGUUAAGAAAUCUCCAAAACAGUUGGCUGCUUACAAAAAUAGAACAGUUGGACAAGCUGUGAAAAGCCCGGAUAAACUGCAUAAGGUGAUCUAUCACAGAAAGAAGGUUCAUCAUCCCUUUCCAAAUCCUUGUUACAGAAAAAAACAGUCCCCUCGAAGUGGGGGCUGUGACAUGGCAAAUAAAGAAAAUGAACUGGCUUGUGCAGGCCACUUGCCUGAAAAAUUACGCCAUGAUAGUCGAACAUAUUUGAUUAACUCCAGUGAUUCUAGUUCUUCACAAACAGAAAGUCCAUCAUCAAAAUAUAGUGGGUUUUUUUCUGAGGUUUCUCAGGACCAUGAAACAAUGGCUCAAGUUUUGUUCAGUAGGAAUUUGAGAUUGAAUGUAGCUUUAACUUUCUGGAGAAAGAGAAGUAUAAGUGAACUUGUAGCUUACUUGGUGAGGAUAGAAGAUCUUGGAGUUGUGGUAGAUUGCCUUCCUGUGCUCACUAAUAGUUUACAGGAAGAAAAACAAUACAUCUCACUUGGCUGCUGUGUAGACUUGUUGCCUCUAGUAAAGUCACUACUUAAAAGCAAAUUUGAAGAAUAUGUAAUAGUUGGUUUAAACUGGCUGCAAGCAGUCAUAAAAAGGUGGUGGUCAGAGCUAUCAUCCAAAACAGAAAUUAUAAAUGAUGGAAAUAUUCAGAUUUUAAAACAACAAUUAAGUGGAUUAUGGGAACAGGAAAACCAUCUUACUUUGGUUCCAGGAUAUACUGGUAAUAUAGCUAAGGAUGUAGAUGCUUAUUUAUUACAGUUGCAUUGAGAGAUUUCAUCUUACGAAAGACCACUUGGUUGUUCAAAACAGCCCUGGACUAUGAUUUAUAAAAAAAAGGUCUCCUCUGAGAACUGUGAACUGUGGAAGAAAUCAAAACCAUUUUUCCUUUUAAAAAGCCACAUAUUGAAACCACUAAUAAAACCCUAACAAUCUACUUCACAUUGAAGUGGAAAAAUAUCCAAAAGGAGCAGCUUCAACUUCAAUGAGGUGAAAGUGCACUAUGAAGAUUGUUCACCUUUGCUGCAUUUGGGAUUUAUAUGGUUAUGCGGUAACAUUGUUUAAGAGCUACUGGGUCUUAAUGCAAUCCUGCACAAGAAUAUAAUUUAUACUAUGUGAAAAAAUAAGACAGGACUUACUACUAGGAACAGCAAAGACCAAUCAUCAUUCACUUUUUCUAAGAUUGUGUUUUAUAAAAAAGCACAUAAAUGUGUGCAGCUAUUUUCUUAUGUUGAAAAGACUGAAAGUUAAAAACAUCAUAGCAGAAAACAAUAUUAAAAAUUUUUGUCCACACUGAGAUACUGUGUAUACAAAAUGCCUUAAUUAUUAAUAAGCCAAUGUGUUAUGAUACCAAUAUCUGUUUAAAAAAUUAAAACCAACGAUGCUUCUGGCAUGAUAAAAUCAUGGAAUUAAAUCAGGGGCUUACAUUCAUGGUAGAAUGUUGAAACACAUUCUACACCAUUUUUGAAACUUGAGAAUAUUUUUAGUAUCUCAGAUUUUUUUUUCCAGAAUCAUCAUGUCACAUGUAUGUGUUAUCUGUAUCUAAAAAAAAGGUGAAUAUGUAUGAAUGUUUAACUGGAUAUGUCCAUGGACUUGGCUAAUUUAUAUUCACUUUUUAUUGUAUAUAGAUUUCUAAUAUUUUUCAUUUCUGUAUCAUUUAAACUUUUCAUUUGAGUAAAUUCACUAAAUAUUUCUAUUUUUUUGCUUUUUUAAUUCUGAUUUUAUAUGAAUUCUAAUUCUUUUUCACUACAUUGUUUUAAAAAGAGUUACAUACAAUGCGUUAGACUUGUUUACAGUUAAUGCUGACCUUGUAUUUUAAAUUCCAACACUUUACAUCACUACCUCUUCUAAUGGUUAGUAUGACAUGCCAGCAGACUGUAUGAGGUCUUUUUUUAAAUACCAUUUUUGGUGUCAAUGAACCUAAUUCUGAAAUGUCUUAAUAGCUCUAAAUCUUACUUCUUUUGAAAAUGACUGGAGUUUAAUACCACUACUGGUGGCUCAUACAUCAUCUCAUCCUUAAUACGCCUGACAGGUAUCUGAGCAAAGAUUUUUAGUAAUUGAAUUUCUCUGCAGUAUUCCUUCAAGCACUUGAAUGUAAAUCUUUAGCAUUUACCCUUUUAGUGACUACUGAUAAGAAUCUCAAAGCAUAUUUCUUGCUUUAAAAAUGUUCUUUCACUGAGUUCUAUUCUUAUGUAGCUAUAUUUCAUUAUAGCUAUGUAUUCACAGAGAACAUAAAUUGUAAUAAUUGGUUAUUUUCUUAAAUCUUUAGAAUAAUUUCAGAUUACUGCAUUUCUGUGAUUUGAGAGUUGAGUUAUUAAGAAGUCAUUUUUCAGAACAUGGGAAUUUGAAUUGUAAACCUAUGCCAUCUCUGAAACCUUAAGAUGAUGAAAUAUAACCCUUUGU
Molecule: messenger RNA, 3198 nt
Organism: Microcebus murinus (gray mouse lemur)
Lineage: Eukaryota; Metazoa; Chordata; Mammalia; Primates; Cheirogaleidae
Source: RefSeq, a predicted model, not a curated record